AUGACUCCGACCCCGACAUUCUCGGAAAAUGGCUCCACAAGCUCGAAUAUGCCUCUGCGUCCUGCUCUCAAGCCGAGCGACGAACAGGAACCUUUGAGUCCGAGGACUGGUCCCAAGGUCGUUUCAAUUGCAGAACCAGAGCCAGAGCCAGAGCCAGAACACUCAGCCCUUCCAGAACCACUUUACGAAACCUAUCCGAGACAUCGCCAACAUAGCGCAGGCGUGGCCACGAGACGCUUGAGUGGAAGGCCUGGCUUGCAGGCCAACUCUUCUUCGAGAUUGUCGUUGGUGAGCCAGAGUAGUGUGGAGGAUAGCGAGACAAGCAAUCUCGAGCAAGGGAAAUCUGGACACGAGCAUGGGAAACCCCGACAUGAGAAACACCACCAUGAGAAACUGCUUACCCAGGUCGCGGAAUGGCUACAAGCAGAGAAAGCCAAGAGGGCUGCCAGACGAUCGAAAAAGAGAGGAGGGAAGAAUAGAGAUGAAGGCACUGAACAGCAGAGACCGCGCACUGCGUCCGUAAGUUCGGACUCGAGUGCUAUCUCGCUGGAGAAGCUACAGAGGAUUAUAGAGGAUAAUAUGUCUGCAUUCGGCAUAGAGAACCCGCUCGAUUCCCCCAGGAGACACGGUUUACACCGACGACGGCAUUCUUCUGCGCGGGGAAAGCACGGCGGAUUCGCAAGUUCAGAUACAGAGUACCAGGAUGGUGAUAUCGUUGUUCCGUCCUGCGACGUCGUGCUCGAUAAUUCUAAAACCAUGUCAUUUACAGGGGGAGCAGCGGUUAUGGAGUCUUCGGAUAACACUGUUACGAUGAGUACCAGCAGGCGUGUGGAGAAGGAGAAGAAGGCUUGGUUGCAGUUCAAGUCGGAGAUUGUCCGGUUGGCUCAUACACUCCGGCUCAAGGGUUGGAAGAGAGUACCACUUGAACGAGGUGGCGAAAUUGAAGUCGAGAGAUUGAGCGGUGCUCUCACGAAUGCCGUCUACGUCGUCUCACCCCCCAAGGAACUCCCUUCAGACCCAAAGACCCCCUCCCAGAAACAACCCCCGAAACUACUCCUCCGCAUCUACGGCCCGCAAGUGGAGCACCUUAUUGACAGGGAGAACGAGCUAGGGAUCUUGAGACGGCUGGCGAGGAAGAAGAUUGGGCCAAGAUUGUUAGGCACGUUUAGAAAUGGACGCUUUGAGGAGUUUUUCAACGCGCAGACGCUCAAGGCAGAGGAUUUGAGGGUCGAGGAUACGAUGAAACAGAUUGCGAAACGGAUGCGCGAACUUCAUGAGGGUGUUGAUCUACUUGAUCGCGAGCGGGAAGAAGGUCCUUUUGUGUUGCGGAAUUGGGAUAAGUGGGUUGACCGUUGCGAAGAAGUGAUUACUUAUCUAGAUGGAGAGAUUUUGGGUCAGCGGAAAGGCAAGGGAGAGAGUUGGCGCGAGAGGGGAUUGGUGUGUGGAGUCGAGUGGAAAGUUUUCAAGGGGGCUGUGGAUAGGUAUCGGAAGUGGUUGGGGGAGUAUUAUAAGAUGAGGGGUGGUGUGGAGAAAAGACUCGUGUUUGCUCAUAACGAUACACAAUACGGCAAUAUCCUCCGCCUAAUCCCACCCACGCCACCACAAUCCUCCAAACCCCGGCCCCCACCAUCUCCCCUCCUCCUCCCUCAAAACCACCACAAGCAACUCAUCGUCAUCGAUUUUGAGUACGCCUCUGCCAACACCCCCGGCCUCGAAUUCGCAAAUCACUUCACGGAAUGGUGCUAUAACUACACGUCCGCGACUUUCCCAGAAGCCUGCCAUGCCUCCACGUACCCCACAGUCGAGCAGCAAAAACUCUUCAUCAAGAACUAUGUAAACCACCGUCCGCAGUUCAAUGCCCGAACGCCAAAAAUGCAGCCCAUGGACAGUUCCUCCUCCAUCGCAUCAACUCCCACCCCUACCACAUCAGGGAUGCGCGGCGGCGUAAACGAGUUUUUGCUUGAUUCCCGCGCACCUGGCGGCGGUGGCGCGAGUACGUCUUCCCUCAACCUCAACGUAAUCCAAGAUCACGCCCCACAAAAAAGCAUAUUGAGGGCAGACGAACACGCAUAUUUCGCAGAAGAAGAACGGAGGCGCGAGGCAGAGGUUGAACAAGAAGUGCUGUUGCUGAUGGAGGAAACUCGUAUUUGGAGGGUGGCGAAUAGUGCGCAAUGGGUUGCGUGGGGGAUCGUACAGGCGGAAUUACCUGCUGAUUGUCCUUGCGCGGACACAGACACCGCAAGUGGUGAAGGAGUAGUCGAGGAACCGGAACAGAAAUCGGGAGAACAAGUUGAUUUGAAUGUGGAUGUGGAUGAGAAUGGAGGCUUGCAGAAAGGCUCGGAAGGAAUCAAAGCCGAGGCGCUGCUAAACGGGGAGACGGCUAAAGAGGGCGAAGCUGAGGGGGAAGCGGAAGGGGAGGAUGAUUCGUUUGAUUACCUACUUUAUGCGCAUGAGCGCGCGUUGUUUUUCUGGGGCGACGUGGUUGCGUUGGGGAUAGUGAGCAAGGAGGAGUUGCCGGCGGAGUUGGUGCAUGCGUUGAAGGUCGUUGAGUAUUGA
Lachnellula hyalina is the source of this 2556-nucleotide messenger RNA. It is a transcript of the gene CKI1, whose product is annotated as Choline kinase. Gene Ontology annotation, molecular function: choline kinase activity; ethanolamine kinase activity. NCBI's taxonomy places the organism in Eukaryota, Fungi, Ascomycota, Leotiomycetes, Helotiales, Lachnaceae. Gene Ontology annotation, biological process: phosphatidylethanolamine biosynthetic process; phosphatidylcholine biosynthetic process. Gene Ontology annotation, cellular component: cytoplasm. The record is from RefSeq and is a predicted model, not a curated record. The transcript has 3 exons. Bases 1 to 2556 code for a protein of 851 amino acids.